Mytilinidion resinicola is the source of this 1446-nucleotide messenger RNA. RefSeq lists its product as uncharacterized. The record is from RefSeq and is a predicted model, not a curated record. Gene Ontology annotation, cellular component: plasma membrane. Bases 125 to 1192 code for a protein of 355 amino acids. The transcript has 2 exons. NCBI's taxonomy places the organism in Eukaryota, Fungi, Ascomycota, Dothideomycetes, Mytilinidiales, Mytilinidiaceae.
CGUCUCCGUACGCCACCACACCACCUCAUUUCUUUAUAUCUACCGCCCCUUCUCCCUCACUGUGGCUUCCACCUUCACCCGCAGCAUUCUCGCACAGUCUUCCAUCCGCGACUCUACUUCCAUCAUGACUGACCACAACGGCAAAGCUCCACUGGAUCCCGUCAGCAGUGGUGUCAACGGCACUCGCGCUGGCCUCAACGACCCUAUUGUCAAGGUCCAGCCUCCACGUCGCGAGGACCUCCAGCCCUCCUAUGCACGCGUCAUCAAGCCUGAUGAUGCCGACGAGAGCGACCACGGCUGGUAUGGUGCCAUGAUCAAUGGCCUGGGCAGCUGUAUCGGCACAUUGGGUGCCAUUCCCUGUUGCGUUGUCUGCCCCAACCCGUACAAGCCGGUGAACCAGGGCAACGUUGGUCUCAUCACCAAGUUCGGGCGAUUCGAACGAGCCGUGGAUCCAGGUCUCGUUAAGGUUAACCCGCUGUCUGAACAGCUGAUCCAGGUGGACGUCAAGAUUCAGAUUGUCGAGGUCCCCAAGCAAAUCUGCAUGACCAAGGACAAUGUAUCGCUCCACCUUACCUCCGUCAUCUACUACCGCAUCAUUUCGCCACACAAGGCCGCCUUCGGCAUCAGCAACAUCCGUCAAGCUCUCAUCGAGCGCACGCAGACCACCCUCCGCCACGUCAUUGGCGCACGCGUGCUACAGGACGUGAUUGAGCGUCGCGAGGAGAUUGCGCAGUCGAUCCGCGAGAUCAUCGAGGAGACUGCGACAGGCUGGGGUGUUGAGGUUGAAUCCAUGCUUGUUAAGGACAUCAUUUUCAGCCAGGACCUCCAGGAGUCCCUCUCCAUGGCCGCCCAGUCCAAGCGAACUGGUGAGGCCAAGGUCAUCGCCGCUCGCGCCGAAGUCGAGUCCGCCAAGUUGAUGAGGCAGGCCGCCGAUAUCUUGUCGAGCGCACCCGCUAUGCAAAUCAGGUACCUCGAGGCCAUGCAAGCUAUGGCUAAGUCCGCGAACUCCAAGGUCAUCUUCCUGCCGGCGCAGAACCAGACCGUGCAGUCUGCCAUGGCAAUGGCGGAUGCCCAUGGCGAAGGCCCAAGCCAGUACAAGUACAAGGGACCCGAGGGCGCAGACCAGGAAUACGGACACGGAACCCCUGGCUUUCAAAGUGCCAUCAACGCUGGCAUCAUCGAGAACAUGUAAAGCCGCAGCCAACUAGGACGUGGUCACCGAACCACUAAUUUCGGAGGCCAUCAUCUCCAUUGAAGAGCCUUUUGUUUCGUUGUACUCUACUUUAUGAUGUUUCAGGCUGGAUAUGCGGGCUAUGCAAGGAUGAGAGGCUACGGCUGGAUCUCAAGUUCGGACAUUUUCCUUUAGUACAUUGUGAUACCCGGCAGGCGUCGAUACCACUCGCUUCAGCUACGAUUCCAAAGGUGUUUUCAGAAUUGGCGCAGCGG